AAAAAGUAAACACGGAAGCCUUUGUGUUUUCCAUGACAACAGAGAAGCAAACGCCUGCAUGGAUUGGCUACUGUCUUCGUUCUAGUCUCGCGAUCAAGCGCUUUUUUUUUUAACACCCGCGAGGAUUAACAAAUACACGGAUGGACAUUUCUCAAACCUGAUUGUUGUCCAACAUGCCACUGCAGGAUUAUUGCGGUCUGUUUCAGGACUACGGAUAUAAAGAUGAUAUUUGCUGCUUUGCCCAAAUCUGUCGUUCUCGGACUAGUGUCAUCUGGUUGUGGCGUUAGCUCUUUCCACGAUGAAUACAUGUUUUUGAUCCAACGACUUGGUCAUGUUACUAAGGAUGGACCAGACUUGGACCUAAAGGAGCAUUUUCUCGGGGUGAUUCAGAAAGAUACGAAGCUGAUACUGCAAUGGAUGAAAACAAUUUCGAUAUCUUGAAAGACCGUGCUGGAAAGCCUGGUCUAACAGAAAAGUCUGGAUCAUUCACUUCAGAAGAGGAGAAGAAGGCGUGCGUAUCCUGUACGACAGAAGAUCUGAACACGAAUGGGUCGUGGUCACAGAGGACCAUCUGUCAUUUACUCAGAAGCACCUUCAAUCCUCGUAUGAAAUGGUUAUUACCUGACCAUAGUCAAGAUGAUUAUGAAGAAGGAGAAGAAAAUUUUGUCGUGGCCUGCAACUUAGUGUCCAGAUCUUCUGCUCGUAUCCUGCGUUUGCAACAUGUUCUUACAAGUGUGUCAAUGCAGUGGCAGCCUUUCAGCGGGGCACAAAUGGGUUCUCCCAAGAUCUGUGUCAAGGGCAGGACUGUGUUAGGUGAUAGUGUUCUCCUCGUGCCCGCUUCAGCCUUCCUGAAUAAGCAUUACCAAGCUCUGUGGAAGCUCUUGGAGCAGAGAUCACUGCUGCUCUUCAUCCACGAGUACACCAGGAGGGCUCAUUUAACUACUGCGUACAUCUCAAAAGUGGGCCACCUGCUUGAGGAUCACUUGAGGAAGUCACACCUCUCAUCUAACCUGAUGCCACACCUCUGCUCAUCAGCCAAGGUGCAUCUUGUCUCCUUGUGCCAGGAGUUUCGCAUUCAUCUCAACCACUGGUCUUGUCUUUAUGCAAAAGUCCAGUCUGACCUCUACCUCAGGCGUGCCCUGGCCCAGCAGAACAAGUUGCUGGAAGAAAUUAGACGAACUCUUGACUUGCUUGGCCUGCAAGUGCUCGUUGUAAUGGAACGUUAUGUCCAUGCUGUUCUGUUUGCCAUGGCGCAAUCUGAUUCAGACCACACACCAAGGGAAGUCAUGGCAGAUGUUUUAGCUUGCACAGAGCUGUAUAACAAGGCACUGGAUGAGCAGAGAAUACAGUACAGCACCACCCAUCUGAGGACUAAAUUAUUACAACAGAUUUGUUACACCACGCUGACAAACAGUCUGAGACAUCAACCUGCUGCUGUCUCAUUUAAAGACCUGCUGAGUAUUAUGGCAGCACAUCACGCAAAUACGGCAGCCAAUCAACUCCAUUUGUGGACCGCACGGCAAUGUGUUUGUGAAUCUCAUGCAAAGCCGGGAAUUUCUGCCCUCUUGCUGUCCAGAUCCCCUUCAAUGUUAACUUGGGAGCUGUUACAGGAUACGUUCUUAAACUCUUGCUCCUCCUUUCACACCUGCCAUCUUCACACCCCCAAACUUCACUUGGAAAACACUGACAAUGAAAAUAAUCAGCAUCAUUUGGAUUCAGAAAAGGCCACAUUUUCCCUCAUCAAAAAUACCCACAGGAAGAACUUAUCCUUUCAGUGCCAAAUAUGUACCUCCAACAAUGUCACAGUACGGACAGAUGUAGACCAUAACAACCCUUUAAGAAACUUUCAACAUUUGCAGGAGUCAAAUCAACCCACCAUUUACUACCAUUUGUCAACUAGCCCAUUGUCAGACUUUUGCCAGCAGGACCAGUCCAAAGUUGAGCUUCUAUUUCAUGUGCUUGUUUCCUCUGGUGACUUGCUCGGUCCACUGCUAUCACAGCCUUUGACACCUAUUAUACAACUAUUUCCUCACACUGUAACAAUAGAGGAGCUACCACCAAAUGGGAAGGCUGAUACCAACCAAAGAAUCAGGGACUGCGGUAUGGAGGGAACUUACCAAGACAUUGUUGAACUGGACAUAACCACCAGGCAAGCAGUCAAUCCCAGCUCAGGCUCUGGACAGCCAAGUCCCAAAAAGGCUGCUGAAGAUGGUCAAAACGAUAAGGAUGGCUGUGCUUAUCAUCCUCGCUCCGUUCAGUGGUUGGACCUCAGUCAGUCAAUGCUGUUUGAUGAUCUGUUUGGAGAGUACCGCACACUGCUGUGGGCUCGCUGCAGCAAAGCAUUGUGGCUCCAGAUGCAUGUACCACAUGGAGCAAGAAGUACAGGGAGCAUCAAUCUCCAUGACAAUCACAGGAUCUUCCAAGUUCUUCAGAUUUUCAGACAGGUUUCAACCACAGAUAUACAUCCAAAGGAGUGCAAAGCCAUGCUGGAGGAGUUCAAUGUAAAUAUGUUGGUCAGUGCAGCACAUGCUCAGUGGGACUCUGUGGUGUGCCAAGGUUUGGGAGCAGCUGAAAAAGACAAGUGUCUUCUGACAGCCAGAAAGCAACACAGCAGGUCUUUCGCACCUUCAUCAAAUCAAGAUGACAGUGUGAUGAUGUCUGAGACCGCAGAGUACUUGAUAAAGCUCACUCAGCCUCUGCUGUCCUCUCUUUCUUACUGCAAUGCACCAGGUACUUUGAGCUUCUUCCCAACAAGGCUCCCUUUCCACAGGUUGACUGUUAGCUUGACAUUAGCUACAUUGCAAUUGUCCACAGUGUGGGUCAUGUCAAAGGCCUACCAGUUCCUCUCCUCUUGGAGCCUCAACAAGUUCUUACUCAUCACACAAGGAGACCUCAAAGUGUUGAAAGAGUCAUUGGACAAUUUGGUGAAGCAGACAAAAUCUUUGACGAUGAGCUCAGAGAGUAAUUGUCUUUCCACUCUUCAUAUCCAUAAUCAACUUGGACUGAAGCAGGAGCUCCACAAGGUUGAUGUAGCUAUCUGCGACCUUCAGGCUUUUUCUUCUCUGGUGCUAAAAAACUUUUCCGAUGACUGCAAAAGGAUGUCUGCCCAUCUCUUUGAGCAGACCAUGCCCUCUGCUGGACACUGGAGACUCAACCCCAGGCCAGGCUUUCCUAUUACUCCCAGUGAGUAUGCAUCAGAAGCUGCUCAGAAUGUGAUUGGUCAGGUUUUGGAGGGUGUGGCAUUACUGUCUGAUGAUGUCCGCGUGCAGGCUCUAAGUUUAACUAUGACGGCUUUUAUGGAGGCAUGGAUGGAACACAUCCUGAAACAACGGAUAAAAUUCAGUGUACAGGGAGCGCUUCAACUGAAGCAUGACUUUGACUCUAUCAGAGAAUUUAUCUCCUCUGACAGAUAUGGCCUGCCAGAGGAACUCCUUCAGCAACUACUCAGCCUUAGAGUAUUUCAACAAGUGGACUCUGCGGUAUUAUGUCUACUUCAGCAGCCACAGGUCAGACCAUAUCUGCAGAGCAGUACCUGGGAGCCUUUCAUACGCUGCUGUCCCGCUAAGAGCAGUGGAGACAGCUUGAGUGCAGCUGUGGGGAGCAGCAUAACCAACCUGAGGGGUAUGGAAGGGGACUACAUGACUCAGUCUAAUCCUUCCGUUCUAAGCACUGGCAUUCCUUCAGUGGACCCAUUUAUCCCAGGAGAGCCCUACCUUGCACCAAGUUUAGCUCUGGGUGCUUCUCAACAAGACUGGUUAGACUUGAGGUUCCAUACGAGUUCUCGCCGCUGGCGGUUGCCAGGACUACAGUGUCUUUCCAAGUCUGAACCCUGAACAAUAAAAGCUGAACUAAUUUUCUGUUUUUCACAGAGAUCAAACUCAUUUAAUGGGUCACUAUAUUUUACAAGCAAUAAAAAUGUCAGAAAGGUAUGAUGGAAUAAUGCAAUGAUAUAGUCAUCAAACAAGUUGUUUGGUAAGGGGUUCUCAGAGCCAUAAAUAAACAUUGGAAGCCUGUUG
Syngnathus acus (greater pipefish) is the source of this 4016-nucleotide messenger RNA. RefSeq names its product coiled-coil domain containing 142 (gene ccdc142). The record is from RefSeq and is a predicted model, not a curated record. Lineage: Eukaryota; Metazoa; Chordata; Actinopteri; Syngnathiformes; Syngnathidae. The transcript has 18 exons. Bases 414 to 3833 code for a protein of 1139 amino acids.